Molecule: messenger RNA, 3136 nt
Organism: Cannabis sativa
Lineage: Eukaryota; Viridiplantae; Streptophyta; Magnoliopsida; Rosales; Cannabaceae
Product: RNA demethylase ALKBH10B
Exons: 8
Coding region: 692-2758 (688 amino acids)
Biological process (GO): mRNA catabolic process
Molecular function (GO): demethylase activity; mRNA binding
Source: RefSeq, a predicted model, not a curated record
AAUUUCCAAUAUUCCAAAAACACACACUCAACUCAAAUAUAAAAAAUUACCAAAAUACCCCUAACUUAAGAAAAACCUUUCACUUAUGUCCUUCUCUCCUCCUCCAAAGCCAAAAACAGAAACACAUGCGUGCUCAAUAAGCCAUUUUUUUCUUUUUCUUUCUUCACUACAAACAAUUCUCACAUUUUCACACGCUCACACACACAAAGUUCCAAUCUUUAAUUUCAUUUGAUAUUUCAAUUCCAAUUCCAAACCCCAAACCCCAAACCCUAGAUCUUAAUAAUCACUCGCCCCAUCUUCACGGCACCAUUCAAAGUCCUUCCCUUUCUUCCUUCCUUCCUUCCCCUACUAGCCCCCCCUAAUUUCCCCCACCAUUACCAGUACCAUUACUACUUCUACUACGGUACUACCCCUUUUUUCCAGAUCUGCUUAAUUCUCUCAAACCAACCUCCAAUUUCUGAUCCCGGUUCCUUAAUUCCCAUCAAUUUGCUCAAUUUUCGUCGGAUCGGUACAAAAUUUGAAUACUUUAAAACAAACCCCAUUACGCUUUUCUUUCAUUUUUUUUUUGUUCCCACUGAAUUUUGUUGAAUUUUGGAUCUGAGUAUGCUUUAUUAUAGUUCUUGGUAGUUGUAGUAGUAGAGGUAGUAGUAGUGAAAAUUCUGUUUUUUUUUUCCGGUUCACUGGUUUUCUCAUGGCAAUGCCAUCGGGAAAUGUGAUACUAUCGGACAAAAUGCAGUUUCCGAACGGUGCCGGAGCCGUAACAGGCGCCGGCGCCGGCACCGAGCUACACAGACAAUGGUUUCCGGACGAGCGUGAUGGGUUUAUUUCUUGGUUACGUGGAGAAUUCGCGGCGGCUAACGCGAUGAUCGACUCACUUUGUCACCAUUUACGAGCUGUGGGUGAGCCAGGGGAAUACGACGUCGUUAUCGGAAGCAUUCAACAGAGGAGGUGUAAUUGGAACCCUGUUCUUCAUAUGCAGCAAUACUUUUCGGUGGCGGAGGUGAUGUACGCGCUUCAACAGGUCGCGUGGAGGAAACAGCAGAGGCACUAUGAUCCUGUGAAAAUUGGGUCAAAGGAGUUUAAGAGAUCAGGUAAUGGAAUUGGUUCAGGGUUUAAGCAUGGAGUCCAUAGGAUCAAUGAAGUUGUUAAAGAUGGAGUCCAUAACCAUAAUUCGACCGUUGAAUAUAAUAAUAUUAUUAAUAAUAACAAUUCCUUUGAUGGGAAUUCUUCGAGUAAUAAGAGUGAAGAAUUCAAGUCUGGGAAUUUGGAUGAGAACGACAAGGUUUUAACUCCUGAUGUUGAGGAUAAAAAAGAAGAAUCUGUACCAAAGAAUCAUGAAGAUGGUAACUUGAAGAGUUCAGGGAAUUCUGAAGGAGCCGUAUCUGGAAUUUCAGAACAAGAUGUUGGUAUAGAUGAUGGAUGCACCUCAAGUUCUAAAGAAAAUGAUUCGCAAUCCAGCCCAAACCAAAAUGAGAAUUCAAAUCGUACUAAUGUUCCAAAAACCUUUUUUGGUAAUGAGAUGUUCGACGGAAAGAUGGUAAAUAUGGUUGAAGGACUGAAAUUGCAUGAAGAUUUCUAUUCUAACAAUGAAGUGUCGGAACUCUUUUCAUUGGUAAAUGAUCUGAGAGCUGCAGGGAAAAGAGGACAAUUUCAAGGUCAGACAUAUGUUUCCCUAAAGAGGCCCAUGAAGGGACAUGGAAGAGAAAUGAUUCAACUGGGUCUUCCCAUUGCAGACGCUCCUUUUGACGAUGAAAUCCAUGCAGGAACCUCAAAAGAACGAAGAAUAGAAGCUUUACCUCCCUUGCUGCAGGAUGUUACCGAGCGCUUGCUUAGCAUGCAAGUUACAACUGUGAAGCCAGAUUCUUGCAUUGUUGAUUUCUUUAAUGAGGGUGAUCACUCACAGCCUCACACAUGGCCACCUUGGUUCGGAAGGCCUAUUUGCGUUCUAUUCUUGACAGAAUGCGAUAUGACUUUCGGAAGAGUAAUAACAAUAGAGCAUCCUGGGGAAUAUAAAGGCGCACUUCGGCUUUCGCUUAGACCUGGAUCCCUCCUUUCGGUGACAGGAAAGUCUGCAGAGUUUGUGAAGUAUGCAAUUCCUUCUGUUCGCAAACAACGCAUAAUUGUUACAUUCACCAAGUCACAACCGAAGAAAUCCUUGCCCAGUGAUGGUCAUCAGCGUAUGCCCUCACCCGGUGUGACUCCAUCUUCUCAUUGGGGUCCACCAACCAUUAGAUCUCCUAAUCACAUUCGCCAUUCUGGUCCUAAGCACUAUGCACCAGUUCCAACCACAGGUGUUUUGCCAGCACCGGCUAUUCGUCCCCAAAUACCACCUCCAAACAAUAUGCAGCCGCUGUUUGUGACUGCUUCGAUUGCACCAGCCAUGCCUUUUCCCGCACCUGUUCCUCUUCCUCCUGGUACAAGUGGAUGGCCAGCUGCUCCACCGAGGCAUCCUCCACCUCGCUUGCCUGUUCCUGGCACUGGAGUUUUCCUCCCUCCAUCGGGCUCUGGUAACUCAUCAACCCCUCCUCAACAGGCACCAAGCAACGAAACAACAAACCAUGCUGCUGACACUGUUUCCCCACCCGAAAAAGAAAAUGGACCAGGGAAACCGAGCCAUGGUUCGGCCGCUUCCCCAAAGGAAACAUUCGACGGGAAAACUAAGAAACAUGAAUGCAACGGAAGCGUUGAUGGGACUGAAAGUGAAAAGUCAGGGACAAAGGAGGACAACACAGAAAUGAGCAAUUCAAAUGCAGUUUAGAAAUAAGGGCAUACAUAUAUAUAUAUUUAUAGAGAGAGAGAGAGAGAGAAAGAUAGAAAAAGAAUGAGAGAAAGAAACAGAGAGAGAGAGAGACAGGAUUAAUUGUUGGAAGGAAAUAGGCUGCAAAGUGGGAAUGAGUUUGAAGCAAAUGUAAAGAGCGGCAAGAUUGAAGACUUUUGACAUGAGAUGAUAUGAAGCAGAGGUUUGGGGAGACAUUUUAGAGGGAACUCUUUUUGAGUUGUCAUUGAAAUCUCCUCCUCCUCUGUUCAUCUUUUCAUUUUUUCUUUUUUUGGUACUUGUCCAAUUAUAUAAAUGAACUCUUACACAAUAGGUCCAAAGCACAACCUUAAUUUAAUUUAAUCUUCCCUUCUUCUUCUU